GGUUGGGUAAUUAUAUAAAGAGAGAACAAUUUAGGGAUCCAAAUACCAAAGGUUGAUAGGCUUGCCGUUCCCUUUUGUAGUAAUAAUAUGGUUGUAGAAUGGAGCUUGGUUUCUGUGGUCUCUCUGUGUCUUUUGGCGAUCAUAGGCUUCCACUGCUGCUGCCUUCAUGCCGACCAACCUCCAAAAGGAUCGGAAGGUUUCAUCAACAUUGACUGUGGUUUAGCUCAAGAUACAACAAUCACAUCGCACGGGUUAGUUUAUAAAUCCGACAAAGAUAUGAUAAAAUCAGGAAUGAGCAAGCAAAUAUUAGCAUAUGAUGGUAAUAAUAAUUGGGAUCUACAAUAUUGGACCUUGAGAAGCUUUCCAAAUGGCACAAGGAAUUGCUAUCAUCUUGAAGUAGAUUCAGCUCCAAGAAGCCAAAAUAAUAAUAGUAAUACGAAAUAUCUCAUAAGAGGUUACUUUGUGUAUGGCAAUUAUGAUGGCCUCAACUUUGCUCCUACUUUUGACUUGUAUCUUGGCCCCAACUUGUGGGCAAGACGAAGAAUGAAUACCACAUAUAUUGAAGCCAUUACUCUCCUUUACCCUUCACAAGAUUACUUUGAUGUGUGUUUUGUUAAUAUAAAUAGUGGAGUGCCUUACAUUUCCUCCUUGGAAUUACGACCCUUCAACAUCUCCCUUCAUGGAAUCCCAUAUCCUACACAUUCUCAACAUCUCCAAAUCUUAGGACGAUACAACGUCGGAGGCACUCAAAUGAUCAAGUACCCAGAAGAUGUUAAUGAUCGACAAUGGGAUACUAUCGAUUGCAGUACAUUUGGUUAUAACACGAGCCUACUAUCGAUCGACGAAGCUGAGACCGACAACAACGACGACAGUAAUCCAUACAAGCUGCCACAAUCGAUGCUGCGAACAGCCUGUGAAUCCACGAAUUUGAGUAUUCCAUUGGCGUUGCAAUGGACGCCAUCAGAUCAAGGGAGCUUACGAUAUUACUUUUACUUUUGCUUUCAUUUUGCAGAGAUUGAGAAGAAGCUUAAGGCUGGGCAGUUCAGAGAGAUGAGCAUUGUGUUUAAUGAUGUACACACAAUUACCAACUCCAUUAAACUACAGCUCCCAUAUCUGAAACCACUCUCCUUUUGCUCAAAAGAAUCCUAUGAAGUUUUACUCAACCAACCUAUCAAAUUAUCAGUUUCUGCUACCUCUUCCUCUACCCUCCCUCCUAUCCUUAAUGGCAUCGAGAUUUUUUAUAUUAGGGACGCUUCAAAUCCACUCACCUUCUUCGAAGACGUGAAGGCAAUGAGGAAGAUUAAAGAAGAGUACAAGGUGAGUAAAAAUUGGGAAGGUGAUCCCUGUCAACCAGUUGAGUUCUCAUGGGAGGGUUUGAAUUGUAGCAAUGACCACACUUGGCCCAGAAUCAUUUCACUUAACUUGAGCAGCAGCAACUUGACUGGACAUAUUGUAUCUUCCAUCUCCAAUCUAACUGCAAUCAACACCUUAGAUCUAUCAAAGAAUGAGUUGGAAGGGGAAGUACCAGAAUUCUUGGCGCUAUUGCCAAAACUUCAACUUCUUAACUUAAGUGGAAACAAGCUCAACGGCGUACUUCCUGACAAUCUUCUCAACAAAUACAAAAAUGGAAGUUUAGUUUUAAGUGUGGAAGGAAAUGAAGAACUGUGUUGGUCACAACCAUGCAACCACAAAAAGAAAAAGUUGCCAAUUUCUAUUCCUAUUCUCUGCUCUGUCAUUGUGGCCCCUAUUCUUGUCCUUGCAAUCCUCUUGGGACUCAAAAUAACCUAUACAAGAAAAUCCAAAGAGAAAUCACUUGAAUCAAGCCAUGAAGGAGAAUCAUUGAAAAUGAAGAACAGACACUACAGUUAUUUAGAGGUUCUGAGUAUUACUGAUAACUUUGGAGUGGUUAUUGGAGAAGGAGGAUUUGGUAAAGUUUAUUUAGGUACUUUAAAAGACAAAACUCAAGUCGCAGUGAAGGUUCUUUCUCCAUCAUCCCAACAAGGCUACAAACAAUUUCGAGCCGAGAUACAACUCCUGAUAGUUGUUCACCAUUGCAACUUGGUUACUCUUCUUGGAUACUGUGAUGAAGGCAAUCACAAGGCCCUCAUUUACGAAUACAUGCCCAAUGGCAAUUUACAACAACAUUUAUUAGACACAAAUACUAACACUCUUAGUUGGAUGCAAAGACUCCAAAUUGCAGUGGAUGCAGCACAUGGAUUGGAGUAUCUACACAAUGGUUGCAAGCCCCCAAUUAUCCAUAGAGAUUUGAAACCUGCCAACAUAUUAUUAGACAACACAAUGCACGCAAAAAUAGCCGAUUUUGGGUUGUCUAGAACUGAUGAUCAAUCUCAUUUUUCAACUCAUUUUGCUGGUACACCUGGAUAUUUUGAUCCUCGAAAUCAAAAUGUAAAUAAGCAGAGUGAUGUAUAUAGCUUUGGAAUUAUAUUGCUCGAGCUAAUCACGGGAAAACCUGCUAUAAAAAGAGGUUCGUCGUCGAUGUUUGAAGGGAAUUUUCACAUACUAAAUUGGGUGGAAUCAAUGAUAAAAAAUACAGGAGACAUCGAAAAGAUUGUUGAUUCAAAAUUAGGAGGAGAGUUCAACCAAAAUUCAGCAUGGAAAAUCGUAGAACUCGGAAUGUCAUGUACACAACCAACUGCACUGAAGAGACCAGACAUGAGACAUGUUUUUGGAGAGCUCAAGGAAUGUUUGGCAGUCCACCAAAACACUACUACAACAACUGAAACUCGUAUCAUCUCCACACGAGUUCUAUCUCACUCUGAAAUAGCUCCAUCUCCUAGAUAAUCCCACAACCCGUACAAUAUUAUAUCAUGAAAGUUUUAGCUGGAGGCCCUUCGUCUUUUGUUUCAUGAUUUAAUUUCACUAUCCUACGAUUUGGAAUGAGGAGUAUUGCAAAUUCUAUUUUGUCGUCGGGUCAAUAUGAUGUAAACUAUCUGAUAGAAUGCAAUCACAGACCACACUGUGAGAUAUUUAUUUAGUGUCGACUAUUAUGAUAUCUUUAAUCUUUUCUCUUCGAAUAAAGAUACAGUACUUCUUCAA
Benincasa hispida (wax gourd) is the source of this 3057-nucleotide messenger RNA. Its product is annotated as putative LRR receptor-like serine/threonine-protein kinase At1g05700. NCBI's taxonomy places the organism in Eukaryota, Viridiplantae, Streptophyta, Magnoliopsida, Cucurbitales, Cucurbitaceae. The record is from RefSeq and is a predicted model, not a curated record. Gene Ontology annotation, biological process: protein phosphorylation. Gene Ontology annotation, molecular function: protein kinase activity; ATP binding; protein binding.